This is a messenger RNA of Penicillium cinerascens, 1866 nucleotides long. RefSeq lists its product as uncharacterized. The record is from RefSeq and is a predicted model, not a curated record. Bases 1 to 1866 code for a protein of 621 amino acids. The transcript has a single exon. Lineage: Eukaryota; Fungi; Ascomycota; Eurotiomycetes; Eurotiales; Aspergillaceae.
AUGGAGAAACAAAAGCUCACCUCUACAUAUCGGCCUUCAACAUGUCCCUGGAGAACCGUCCUUUGGAUGGCAGCAGCCGUGGGGGUGAUAAGUCUAAUGAGGUUCCAUGGUUUCCCUUCCUCAGUGUAUCUCUGGGUCUUCCCGAACUACGAUGUCCAAGUUCAGAACUCACCCUAUGGAUCGUUCCCACAAGAGAACGACCCGUUCAAUUUUCUCCCCUGUACAGAUGCCAGUCGUCCGCCGCCACUUGACGAUCCAACCCCUCAGCAAUCAUGGGCUGCUCUCUUCGACCCUAACCCCAACCACUGGAGCUGGGGUAUUACGGGCCGGGGCAUUUACCUGUGUGGAUAUUUAGAUCUCCCACGCGAUUAUCACAACAAUUCCGACGCUCGUAUCGUCCGCAUUGCGGUGACAAAGUUCCAGGUUGCCGGUCUGGCUCCCAGGAACGAUCCCAAUGUUUCAUCCAACAGCUACGGGAGUGAGCGCACCAUCAUUAUAGAACCAGGAGGCCCCGGAGGAAGUGGAACAUCUUUCCUUUGGGAGACUGCGGAGGAGAUGACUGACCGGUUCAGCGACGGGAAACUCGACGUGCUGGGAUGGGACCCGCGCGGUGUGAAUUUCUCCCUCCCCUCCGCGGCAUGUUUCCCUCAAAAUGGGUUCCGGGAUCGAUGGUCACUUCUGGCGCUUCGAUAUCGGGAAGAGGCUCCAAAGGGCCAACUGGACAUUGUGGAUGCCAUGAAUAACGCUACCUUCUUUGCCUGCCAGCAACAGCUAGGGGAUUUUGGUCGCCUCGUCAGCACGGCGACGGUGGCACGCGAUCUGGACGAGAUCCGAAAAGCACUUCGUGAAGAGGAAGUCACAGGGUACUUCGUCAGCUAUGGCACAGGAAUUGCUCAGACAUAUGUCAACAUGUUUCCUAACCGAGCGGGUCGCAUGAUCCUUGAUGGUACGGAAUAUGUCAAGGACCACCGCCUCUUAGGCGGCUUUGGCUGGACCUCUCUCGACAAUGCGACAGAUGCUUGGCGCGACGGGUUUUUAGGCGAAUGUAUCAGCGCUGGCCCGGAGUGGUGUGCAUUGGCAAAUCCUAUUUCCAACCAGGACGGCCCCGUAACCCUCGCACAGCUGGAAGUGCGCAUGUCCGGACUACUCGAGUCGCUCAAAAAUCGCCCACAAUCCGCGUACACGAAAUCCGGAGGCCCAUCACUGAUCACUCACUCAGCGCUCGUGGAGAGGGUUAUCUAUCCGGCUAUGUAUAGACCGAUGAACUGGCCGAGUACCGCGCAAAUGCUCUAUGAGCUCGAAGCAGGAAAUGCUACACUAGCAGCCAACCUCUUAGACCUCACGUGGAGUGACCAUUCCGAGAAGCCAUCGUAUCCAUUUGUCCCAUCUUCUAGUGAACUCGAGCUUCUCGUGAUCUGUUCUGAUUCAUAUGAUGCGCCCCUUCCAGACGGACUCGAUUGGUGGGAUCACUUGUGGGAGAAUAUGACUGCCCAGAGCUGGAUGGCGGGUAACUCUCGCUUCUUCGCAGUUUUACCUUGCCGAUAUUACAAUACUUAUUGGCCCGUCCCUCCAGAGGUGUAUCGCGGGGAUCUCAACCAUACUCUCAAAACCCCCGUCCUUCUCGUCGCCUCCCCGUAUGAUCCCGCAACCCCUUUACGCAAUGGAAGAAGACUUCUUGAAGAGAUGGGCCAAAAUGCCCGGCUAAUUGUUCACCAUGCCUAUGGGCAUAGUUCCAGACGUGACAGGUCGGAUUGCACGAAUCGAGUCGCAAAGGCUUACAUUCUACAUGGAAUUCUUCCUACAAGUCAAGAAUUCCAGUGUUAUGCCAAUAGCAAGCCUUACGUUCAUCACGCCGUAAUUGACUAA